Messenger RNA from Plenodomus lingam JN3, 795 nucleotides. Lineage: Eukaryota; Fungi; Ascomycota; Dothideomycetes; Pleosporales; Leptosphaeriaceae. The record is from RefSeq and is a predicted model, not a curated record.
AUGUCGGGCAGGCGCGACCCCAAACACAGGAAGGUGCAACCAUCCCUGUUGCCAAUCACGAACAUUGCACCUUCCCCCCCCAAACUUCUGUCAAGGAGCUGUCAGCCGUCCUCGACGAAUGGGGGCUUUGUCCGUACGCUACACCAAAAGGCUACACCAAAGCCACGACUACUUCUCGCCAAUCGUCGAAGCAUCCCGAUACCUCAUCGCUGGCCGCCCGUUGACCGCCGCACGUGUGUUCCCUCGUUGCGCCCCGGGCGUGACGUACCACCUGUACCGACUCUCUGCUCUGUGAAAGCCAGAUCACUUGGGAGUAGAAACACCAUACGUCGGGUCGACGAUGACGACGACGACGACGACGACAACAACAACAACAACAACAAUAAUAAUAAUAAUAAUCCCACUACGACGACUACGACGACUACGACCACGACGCGACAUUGGCAACAACCAACCCAUCAAAGGCUGGGCCUGCGACUGACUGCAUCAGUUGCGACGCAACAGCAAGGCUCCCGCUCCUGGACGCUGGAAAUUCUGCGUCGCACAGCUGAACACCAUCUUCAGCCACCAACCUGGUUUGAGCCUGCGGCAGCCGUCUGCCGGGCACCGUACCUUGUGCUGGGUGAGGCCAGCGCCAGCGGCAUGGCUCCAGAGUGCACAGCAUCUCGUCGUCCUCGGAAUUGCAGUCCGCUCUGGUCAAAGGUACAACCCGGGGGCCCGCUAUCGUUCAUGCUGCCCUCGGACGACAGCGUCGUUAGAUGCAUGUAUUGCUCCGCCGGAGAGGCAAGCCUGUAG